Molecule: messenger RNA, 2045 nt
Organism: Archocentrus centrarchus (flier cichlid)
Lineage: Eukaryota; Metazoa; Chordata; Actinopteri; Cichliformes; Cichlidae
Gene: ppp1r35
Product: protein phosphatase 1, regulatory subunit 35
Biological process (GO): positive regulation of cilium assembly; negative regulation of phosphatase activity; positive regulation of centriole elongation
Cellular component (GO): centriole
Molecular function (GO): phosphatase binding
Source: RefSeq, a predicted model, not a curated record
AUGAGUUUCUCCACUCGUGAUUCUUCCCCCCCCUCUCCUCACCGUGUCCCCCGACCCUUCUCCACCUCUCCCUCCCUGACCUGCUGUCCUGAACUCGACCUGUCAGUCACCCUCAGCCCUGCCCCUAAAAAUGGCCAGACGCGACACAGGCCUCACAAACUGAAGCAGAGUGAACAAUCACAGUUGAAGCACAACCCUCACGGGCAGCUGGAAAGACAGAGGAACAGACAGGUGUGUUCUAAAGAGACAGUUGUCUCAGUGAUUCCAGAGCCUCACAUUGAAGUGAGCAGUGACGCCCCAUUUCAGCAGCGGCUAAGAGGCCUCGGACAUUUGGUGGAACCUCCCGCCGUAACAGCCAGUCAAGAUCUGAGUUGUCUGGAGAGGGCAGAGCUAAAUACCACUCUGGCUCUGAAGACUAAACUUCAGUCACUGCAGGAGUCUGAAUUUAACUCCCAGAGGGCAGUUCAGGAGACACUACAGUCAGAGAGGACCAAAAAUCUGAUUAAUGCCAGAGCCACUGAAGUAGUGAAUGUCUCUCGCUCUCAGAUUCUCUUCACCUCAUUGGUCAGUGUGGAUGUGCAGGAAGAUCAGCUGAUCAACCAGUUGCUCCAGGAAAAGCUGCUUCUGGCUCCCCCCUCCCAGUGUUGUGGGAGCAGGGACACGAAGGGACCCUCACCCAUCUUUUUCAUAACUUCUGACCUGCUCAGACAAAAGCACCUUCCACCAGAGGAGGCGCCGGUCAGCUGCAAACUCCGCCCAUCGGCUUGCCCUGCCCACUCAGUCUUUGACCUCUACAAACGGCAGCAAUGCUGGGAGGCAACACCCUGACAGAAGACUGUAUGUAUACAUGAUGGAGCCACUGUGACACCACCCACUGGUUAUAAGAAGACUCAAGCUGAACAUUUUCACUGUUGCCUCCACUGUUGGUUUUGAAGUGACAGGUUGGGGCAGGAUGUGAUUGAGAAGCAGUGCAUACACAGCACACUGACUGUCAGCUUGUCACAUAUACUGUUGUGUGGUCCUUUUUGACUGUACUGCAGACCGUCGUUUACAAACAGAAAAUUUCACUGAGACUAUAUAAUACUUGAGACUAGUGACUGAGACCAUAAACUGAUCAGAAAAGUGUUCACACAGGUCAUAAAGGGCCCGUUAUACCCACCGUUGUGUCUUUGUGAACAGUGGCUCAGAAGUGAUGUCUCCUCUGCUGUUGUUUCAGCUGGUUGUGUGCCUUUGAUUUUUUUGUAACCUUGCAUGGGUGGAGUGAAGACACAACUGCACAAUCGUGUAGAUUUUUACCACAUCAUUAUUUCAAUAAUACUGCUGUAGCUCAGAGAUUUUCCAAUUUAUUUUUUAUUUAUUUAUUUUUUUUACCUAUACCAUUGUUCGUGUGGGGCUUUUGUCUGAGUGGCACCUCCCCUGUCUGAAAUAACACUGAAGGGCAGUAUUGAGAAGUAUGGAGGACCUCAGUGGCAGUAUAAAUGGUGACGGGGCAGUCGUGGCAUCACAUUUAGUUCAUGAAACCGAUUCUGGGCCCUGAGUGAACUGAGGGCCAUUUUCCCCAACGGUCCCCAAUUACAGCCUGAUGAGUCGCCUCCUGAGGGCGCUUGGAAAAUAAUCUGUGUUUAAGGCACUUCAGCAUCAGCUUCAUUUUUCAGAUGCGCACACAGGGAAUCUGUGAGAGGGUAAUGGGGUUUUUAUUGAGCAGAUUUAAUAAUUAGCUACUCAGUUUUUAAAUUAACAGAAAGCUAAAAUUGUUUCAGAGUAAAGAGGUCAAACUAAUUCCUUUCAAAUGUUCUGCUCUUAAGAUUUUAUGUUUUCCAAUAAGUUAUUUAUGUGACCAUUUGUUUUGAAUAAUGUCAGUUUCAAAACUGUGUUUAUUCCAUUUGCUGUACACAUGAAACGAUGCACUAGUUGUUCUCCAAUAGGAAAUUUUAAAUAUCAAUGACAUCAUUUCUGGCAUCCUGUUUAAUUUUAUGCACCAAUCUGUAGCUUGUUUGGUUUCAUUUUAUGGUAGAAAUUUAUUUACAUGUCACCUGUUUAUGUCC